UGUCACCAGUCUCUCUCCUUCGAGUCUGUCUCCGAGCGGCCCCACCCCCCACCGCCAACCCCACCUCAUGUCUGGCUGGAACGGGCUUCCUUUUUGAACGGGUGGAAGAGGUGGGGGCAGGGGGGGUUUAAGCCUGCCCACACAAGAAACGUAACUGCGAGGCGAUCUGUUUUGAAUGAAUGCGAGAGGAGAAGAAGGGGGGAGAAAAAAGAAGGCAAGACGGGCAAGAUGUGGGAAGCCGCAUCGCUAUAGCCAGCGUUAGCUUCGCCGGUGUUAGGCAGCGAGGAUGGCGUGAAAAAUACGGGACCGGAGAGGAAGACUUUUACAGCUGGCCGCUGUAGAAGUAGCUAGCCAGUCCCUUCCUUUUCCGCGUAAGGGCCGCUACCGGCGGCUCUUCCCCGGUAUCCAGUUUCUCCCGAUCCUCAUGCAAAACCUAACGGUUCUGGGCAGCUCCAACUCAAACUCCAAUGUCAUUUGUUCCUGCAACUGCACCGGAUCCCAGCCCCAGGGGAUGGAUAUAUCUGAACUGGAGUUUGUUCAGAUAAUCAUUAUAAUCGUGGUGAUGACCGUGAUGAUAGUCGUGAUCGUCUGUUUGCUGAACCACUACAAGCUCUCCACCUGGGCCUUCAUCACCCGCCAGAGCAGGAGGCAGGAGGAGGCGUUGCGGCCGGACGGAUGUGCAUGGCCAUCAGACAGUCUGGUGUCACAACAUGGAGUCUCUGAGGCGAUGUACGGCGCGCGUUCCCGGGAAAGGUUCACCGCCCCCUCCUUUAUGCAAAGGGACCGAUUCAGCCGCUUCCAGCCCACCUACCCGUACCUGCAGCACGAGAUCGACCUGCCGCCGACCAUCGCCCUGUCGGACGGGGAGGAGCCGCCCCCGUACCUGGGCCCCUGCAAGCUGCAGCUGAGGGACCCCGAGCAGCAGAUGGAGCUGAACCGCGAGUCGGUGCGGGCCCCGCCCAACCGGACCGUCUACGACAGCGACCUCAUCGACGUGAGCGUUCACUGCGGCGGGGGCGGGGCGGGGGGAGGGGGAGGGCCCCGCCCGCCCAGCAGCAACUCCGGCGUCAGCGCCACGAACUCCGGCGGCCACGGGCGCAUGGAAGGGCCCCCGCCCGCGUAUAGCGAGGUCGUGGGCCGCUACCCGGGCUCCGCCUCCUUCCUUCACCAGCACAGCAAUAACCCCGCCUCCACUCCGCGGGUGGGGAGCCGGACAGUCGUGCAGAGCAAAAACGAAAGCACAAUAGUCGUGGUCAAGGCCAGGGAGGGACGGCGGGACAAACUGGUGUGAGGCCGGGAGGAGGGGGGCGGGGCCGGGGCCGGGGACCCGCCCCCUCCCCUCCACAC
Megalops cyprinoides (Indo-Pacific tarpon) is the source of this 1347-nucleotide messenger RNA. Its product is annotated as low-density lipoprotein receptor class A domain-containing protein 4-like. The transcript has 4 exons. Gene Ontology annotation, cellular component: early endosome membrane; Golgi membrane. Gene Ontology annotation, biological process: negative regulation of transforming growth factor beta receptor signaling pathway. Gene Ontology annotation, molecular function: R-SMAD binding. The record is from RefSeq and is a predicted model, not a curated record. Bases 425 to 1291 code for a protein of 288 amino acids. NCBI's taxonomy places the organism in Eukaryota, Metazoa, Chordata, Actinopteri, Elopiformes, Megalopidae.